Molecule: messenger RNA, 1653 nt
Organism: Metarhizium robertsii ARSEF 23
Lineage: Eukaryota; Fungi; Ascomycota; Sordariomycetes; Hypocreales; Clavicipitaceae
Product: C6 zinc finger domain protein
Exons: 4
Coding region: 1-1653 (550 amino acids)
Biological process (GO): regulation of DNA-templated transcription
Molecular function (GO): zinc ion binding; DNA-binding transcription factor activity, RNA polymerase II-specific
Source: RefSeq, a predicted model, not a curated record
AUGAACGGCACCAAACGGUCAUGGCAUGACAUGGACGACGCUGCUGCUGCUGCUGCUGCCGCUGCCGCCGUCACCAUGGACUCCUUUACGGCGACGUUUGGGAACCACGGUCAAGACCACAGCACCGUCACUAUCACCACAGACGGCACACGACUCGACGACAAUGCAUCUGCUGCAUCGCGCCAAAAGAGCUGCAAUGCUUGCGUGAGAGGCAAGAGACGCUGCGACAAGCGCACGCCACAGUGCAGCCGCUGCUCUGCAAAGGGCCUGGAUUGCAUCUACCAGAAACUGCCCCCUGGAGCAUCAACAGCCGAAACGUGCUCAUCCGCCGGAGCCUCCGCGGCCAACCUCACCACUGAGUCCGCCGCUGAGUCCGCAAGGCCGCUGGGCACCGUCUCCUCUUCCUCUGCCGCCAGCACCGCCUCCUGCGUCUCAGAUGUGCCCGAGUUUGAUAUGAGCUUCGACAUGGACAGCUUGGGCACCGAUACUAGUCCUGAGAGCCUUCAAGCCGAUAUUGGCGUGCCUCUCAGCAACUCGACCCAUGGCUCUGGCGGACUUGACUUUUCUAUUGUGGACUUGAUGGCCCAGACUGCCGGGGGGGAACACGACUUCUGGAACCUGCACCCUUUUGCGGAGACUUCGACCGAUAAGUUGCAAAUUCCGCCUGUGCCUACCGGUCACUGUAACAUGACACCGCCCUCCAUGCUUCAUCAGAACUUGCAACAGCUCCAGCCCAUUCGUGACCUGUCUCUCAUCAAGGACGCUGACGCUGCCUGCAUGGAGGUUGAUCCGUUGGCCGUCCAUGACCCCAACACACGAAUCGGUUACAUAGUGAGCUUCUUGACAAGUAUGCAUAGCACUUUCACGCAGACGAGAGCCUUGCCCUUUAUGCAUCCGCGUCUGUGGGUCGGUCAACUACCCAAAGUUAUCCUUGCUGCGUUUUCAGCCUCGUCGGCAUAUACCGCGUGUGGUCCCGCGAACAAGGGAUGGACUGUUCGUCUACUGGUGGAUGCGGGACGAGAGAUUCAUCGCGAGGGCGAGCGUGCCAUCUCCAAUGACGACAAGCUGUCGCGCGUACAAGCGUUGUUGAUUCUGAACUCGAUGAGAAUCUUUGAUGGUGAUCUGGGAUUGAGGGCCGCGGCGGAGAGAGAAGUUCCCGUCCUGAUGUCGUGGCUCAAAGAGUUGAAUAGCAUCAGGGAGAAUCUGGAGAUGGAGGAGAGUCUUGGUGGAGUGAAAGCAGCUGUGCGAGAGAAGUCACCAAAGUCGUGGGAGGUCUGUCAGAGCUGGGUAUUUUUGGAGAGCUGCCGCCGCACAUUGAUAACCUCGUACGCCAUUAUAUGCAUUUCGUGCAUGCUCAAAUCGGAAACUCCUCCUCUAGCCAACGAUGAAAUGUGGCGUGACGAUAUUGGUUUCACUGCCUCGCGCCACCUCUGGGACGCGCCAAAUUCAGUCGAGUUCUACCGUGCGUGGCGUGAAAAGCCGCAGUUUUCAAUCCAGAACAUGGUGUUUAAGGAUUUCUGGAUGUACGCUCGACCGGAUGAUUGUGAUGAUUUUACGAAGCUUAUGCUUACAACGCAAGUCGGUCUUGAUGCCAUGGCGCAUUUUAUGAAUGGGGAUGCCGCCAUACCAGUAAAUCCGGGGCGGGCACCUUGA